CUCGUGGGUGAGCCCUGUUGGAGGAGGUGAGGGGGGGAUAUAGAGAUGAGAAUAGAGUUCUGCUAGCUGGAGUAGUGGAGUAUCCAUGUGCGAGGUCAAGUCCAUGUCUUCCUGUUGGGUCCCCACUUUAUUUGGAGGGGUAGGGUGUGGGGGCUCCCCCUGCCCAAACCUCCUGCCUGUGUUUUGUGACAUUUCCCGUUAGGAGUUUUCAAAAUUACCCUUUUAAAAAAAUUUUAUUACGUUAGUCGCCAUGCAGUACGUUAGUUUUUGAUGUAGUGUUCCAUGAUUCAUUGUAUUUGUGUAACACCCUCACUCCUUCUGAUCAAGAUUUGCUUUGAUGAGCAAAAUAAAUCAGAGAAAGAUAAAUACUGUAUGAUUUUACUCAUCUGUGGAGUUUAUAAAGAAAAAAAAAACAAAUGAGCCAAGAGAAGAAAAAAGAGUCAAACCAAGAAACACUCUUAAGUAGAGAGAACAACCUGUUGUUACCGAGGGGAGGUGUUUGGGGGAAUGGGUUGAAUAGGUGAUAGGGAUUAGGAUGAGCACCAGGUGUUGCCUGGAAGUGUUGAAGCGCUAGAUUGUACACCUGAAAUGAGUAUCAUAGUGUAUGUGGACUAAUUGUAAAUAAGAACUUUAAAAAAGUUUCCUUGGGAGAAUUUCUUUUUCUCUUUAGGAUUUUAUUUAUUUGUAUGUAUGUAUGAGAGAGAGACAGAGAGGCAGAGAGGCAGAGGGAGAAACAGGCCCCCGCUGAGCAAGGAUCCCAAUGUGGGACUCAAUCCCAGGACCCUGGGACCAUGACCUGAGCCAAAGGCAGACGCUUAAUCGACUGAGCCGCCCAGGUGUCCCUGGAAGGCUUCCUGAUCAACAGUCAAGUUCUUUGUAGUUAGUGGUUUUGUGUUUCAGUGCCAGCAAAGCUUUUUCAGAUUGGCAUGUCUCAUGUUGGAGGGAAUGUGCAUGGCAGUUGUAGACUACUCAAGUGACACCUGAGGAACAGGGAGGGUUAGAUGGGAGAAACUCACGAACUUCCCAUGUGAAGUCUGUAUCUGCUCAAGACUGAGACCAGUGAGCCAGCAUCACUUCAUUGGAGACAGUGUUUCUACAAAGGACUGAGAGACAGCAAGUACAGAAUCAAAAACAAGAUGACAAUUCCAAACCAUAUGCUGGUUUUAAUCCAGGACCCUAGGUCUGAAAGGAGCCAACUGAAAAUAUUUAUUGGCACUUGUUUGGACUGAAGGCAAACCCGGAGUCCUGUAUGCCUCCUGGAAGUGUCCUCCCCCAGUGGCUAGAAACAAAACAGACAAAUACUGCAGGAAUGCACUGAAUGAAAUCACUGAGCACAUUAGGGAACAUAGAGUACACUGAAGAACAUGAAGCAAUAGUUAGAGAACUUGUUGCAAGAAUAGGAAUACUUCUGGGACAUUUCAAAACAGUAUUGUUCUUUCAAAAGAACUGUUUAGAACUAUAUGGGUUAUCAGUAGUGGUCUGUUAUGUUGUAAAUUCAGAAACCAUGCAUUUGGAUUAGAAUCAGGAUUCAGUUAGUAGUUGAGGUAAAAGAAAGACUUUUGAAUUCUGAACCUUCUAAACCUCUAGAAAUGCUCACAAGAUCAAAAGGAGGCGAUUUUAGGGAAGAUCAUAAUCCAAAGAGGUUUCCUCCUUUUGCAAGAGACUGGGAUAUGCAGAAAAUGGCAUGUUCUUUGCACAAAAGAGGUAGAAGGAGCAACAGUGAGAAAAGGAAUGCAGGCCUGGUCUGGACAUGUGGGGCAAGCUGUCUCCCCAGAUGUUUUCUAUUGCAAUUUGGGAAGUAUUUACCUUCUUGUCACCAGCUGGUGUACAGGUCCAGUCAGGGUUUGGUGCCUUCUUUAAAUGUGUCCCGUGGACCCAAGAGUCCAUUCCCUGGGAUUUGGCAGCACAAGGUUUGGUUAGCAGUAUGUGAUAAGGGCCUCUCAAGGGAGGUUGAAGAGAAUCUCUGUGGAGGUGUCUUUUCCAAUGGAGAGACUCUCCAGGUUGCAAGGUGUGAUGAUCAAGGGAGUAAGUUGUGUCACUCUCCGUGGAAUGAAGAUCAAGCCGGGUUCCAUCGGGAAAGGCAUCCCCUCCUUCGACGUCCAGGGCUCCUCCCCCCAUUUAUUCUCACCAGUGUCACACAAAUAGUCAGGUACUGUGUGGGUGGGGCCGGCGUGUUGGGGUGGCCCUGCAGGUUGGGAUCCACAGGCCUGUUGCUCCAGAUCAUUGACGACAAGGGCAACAGCCUGCCGUUCAACACUGAAGGCAACAUUGGCAUCAGGAUGAAGCCCACCAAGCCCAUUGGCCUCUUCAUGGGCUAUGAAGACAACCCAGUAAAGACAGCCAAAGUGGAGUGUGGGGACUUUUACAACUCUGGAGAUAGAGCAACUAUGGAUGAAGAGGGCUACAUCUGGUUCCUGGGGAGGAACGAUGACAUCAUCAAUGCCUCUGGCCACUCAGAAGCCAAGAAGGAGCCCGCAGGUACCGCGUCGGGCCCGCAGAGGUGGAGAAUGCCCUGGCCGAACACCCGGCUGUGGCUGAAUCAGCUCUGGUGAGCAGCCUGGACCCAAUUCGAAGGGAGGUGGUGAAGGCAUUUAUUGUCCUGACUCCGGAAUUCCUCUCCCAUGACCGGGACCAGCUCACCAAGGAGCUACAGCAGCAUGUGAAGUCAGUGCCAGCCCCGUGUAAGUACCCCAGGAAGGUGAGUGAGGGCAGAGGGAUGGGGCCUGGUCCCGUCCAGUGGGCCCUGGGCUCUGCUGCCCCAAAUCUCCUGGGGUGGCUGGGGUGGAGCUUACGUAGCCCAUGGAAUGAGCAUUUUUCUCUACUGAAGAAGCAUUCAACUUAGGGGUUUAGGGGAGAUCCAUCUUAAUCAUGGAAACCUCUAUCCUGUGUCAGAAAACAAAAAGGCUGACAAAAAACCUACAGAAAAAAAUCAGCCAAGAGCCUAGAAAUAUCCAAGAAGGAUAUUUGAAAUCUUUCACAAUUUGAAAAAGACAUUCGGGGCACCUGGGUGGCUCAGUCGUUAAGCGUCUGCCUUCGGCUCGGGUCACGAUCUCAGGGUCCUGGGAUCGAGCCUCUCAUCGGGCUCCCUGCUCGGCGGGAAGCCUGCUUCUCCCUCUCCCACUCCCCCUGCUUGUGUUCCCUCUCUCGUUGUGUCUCUCUCUGUCAAAUAAAUAAAAAGAAAAUCUUUAAAAAAAGAAAAAAAAAA
Mirounga angustirostris (Northern elephant seal) is the source of this 3205-nucleotide messenger RNA. RefSeq names its product acyl-coenzyme A synthetase ACSM3, mitochondrial-like. Gene Ontology annotation, cellular component: mitochondrial matrix. Gene Ontology annotation, molecular function: fatty-acyl-CoA synthase activity; fatty acid ligase activity. The transcript has 6 exons. NCBI's taxonomy places the organism in Eukaryota, Metazoa, Chordata, Mammalia, Carnivora, Phocidae. Bases 1590 to 2552 code for a protein of 320 amino acids. Gene Ontology annotation, biological process: fatty acid biosynthetic process; acyl-CoA metabolic process. The record is from RefSeq and is a predicted model, not a curated record.